Adelges cooleyi (spruce gall adelgid) is the source of this 1918-nucleotide messenger RNA. RefSeq names its product cyclin-dependent kinase 9 (gene Cdk9). Gene Ontology annotation, cellular component: nucleus. NCBI's taxonomy places the organism in Eukaryota, Metazoa, Arthropoda, Insecta, Hemiptera, Adelgidae. The record is from RefSeq and is a predicted model, not a curated record. The coding region runs from base 106 to 1314 and encodes 402 amino acids. The transcript has 7 exons. Gene Ontology annotation, biological process: protein phosphorylation. Gene Ontology annotation, molecular function: ATP binding; cyclin-dependent protein serine/threonine kinase activity.
GAAUUGCAACUUCGUAAACACAAGACACUAAACAUAUUUAAUUUAGUUGUUUGUGUGCGAGAUUUAGCAAUUACUAGGUGUAAUUAUUAAUUUUAUAUAGCUAGAAUGGUGCCACCAACCCCUUGUCAGAGAACCUCACCGCCUACUGCAACACCUAAUUUACAAAGUGUGACUCGUGACAGAGAGAAAUAUUUGGAAGAUCACAAUUUUCCAUUUUGUGAAGUUGCUACCAAGUUUGAAAAACUAGCAAAAAUCGGCCAAGGCACAUUCGGAGAGGUGUUCAAAGCCAGAGAUAAAAAAAAUCUUAAGAGAAUGGUCGCUAUGAAAAAAAUUCUAAUGGAGAACGAAAAAGAAGGAUUUCCAAUAACAGCCUUACGAGAAAUAAGAAUAUUACAGCUGUUAAAACAUGAUAAUGUAGUAAAUUUAUUAGAAAUAUGUCAAACGAGAGCUAAUCAAUUCAACCGUUACCGAUCAACAUUCUAUUUAGUAUUUGAAUUUUGUGAACAUGAUCUGGCUGGAUUGUUAUCUAAUACUAAAGUAAAGUUCAGCCUAGGUGAAAUUAAGCAAGUAAUUCAACAGAUGCUCAAUGGCCUUUACUACAUCCAUAGUAAUAAGAUCUUACACCGUGAUAUGAAAGCAGCAAAUGUCCUGAUUACAAAAACUGGAACUUUGAAGUUAGCUGAUUUUGGCCUUGCACGAGCAUUCAGUGCACAAAAAAAUGGCCAACCUAAUAGAUACACUAACCGAGUAGUCACAUUAUGGUAUCGUCCUCCAGAAUUGCUACUUGGUGAUCGUAAUUAUGGUCCGCCCGUGGACCUGUGGGGAGCCGGUUGUAUAAUGGCUGAAAUGUGGACACGAAGUCCGAUCAUGCAAGGAAAUUCAGAACAACAACAAUUAACAUUAAUAUCUCAACUAUGCGGGUCGAUAACGCCUGAAGUGUGGCCCAAAGUUGAAUCAUUAGAUUUAUAUAAUCAAUUAGAGUUAGUGAAAGGUCAAAAACGAAAGGUUAAAGAGCGACUGAAACCAUAUGUACGGGACCCAAUGGGCUGUGACUUAUUAGACAAAUUACUAGUGUUGGAUCCAGCCAAAAGAUUUGAUGCUGAUUCAGCUUUGAAUCAUGAUUUCUUCUGGACAGAUCCAAUGCCUUGUGACCUAUCCAAAAUGUUGUCACAACAGACUCAAAGUAAUUUUGAAUAUUUAGCACCUCGUCGACUAAAUAAUCAUCAGUCGUCAGCUAUGAGACCUGCUUCAGCUGUUGCUAACCAAAGUGCAUCUACUUCAACUACUUCAGGGUUUCACGAACGAGUUUUCUAGCGCAAGUGACCGGCAGCUUAUGCGGCCACUUCGAAAACUAAGAAAUAUAAACAGUAAUUCAAUUAUUACAAUUAUAAGGGUUUAUAACAAAUAUUAAUUUCUUAUACAUAUUUUUUAUAUAUAGUAUGUUGUUAAGAUUUACCUAGAGGGUAACUUUUGUUUGUAUUGUAAAUAAACUGACUUUAUGAUAUAUUAUGUAAAAACGUUGAUCCAUGUUUUUGAAACAACAUUAAUUGACCAGUGAACAUAACUUGUUUGUACAAAGAAUUUUAAGUUUUUAAAUUCAAUAUUGUAAAAAAACUAAAUAAUUAUGUCACUUGUCAACAUUUACUAAUUGGCGGUAAUUCACUUGACCAUUGAUAUCCUAAUGUUUCUCUUGUGACUGAUCAAUUGUAAUAAUUAUUGACUAGUGACAUUAUAAGUACUAAACUAAACUCGUAUUAUCAUUUAAGGAUAAACCUUGUUUGCUGAUUUAUUGUCUAAAUGUUAAUUUGUAAACUUGUUAAAACUAUAUGAAGAUAUUCAUUUGCAACGUGUAAGUUAAAUUAAAUUUAUUAAAAUAGGUAUUAAAUAUUGUUGAAAAAUAAAUUUUGUUUAACAUUUA